AUGGUGAUGCCUUUUCGUAUUGGUUUUCCUCCGAACGGUGGUAAGUAGCUCAAUCUGUUUUAUUUUUAAUCUUUUGUUAAUUGAAUAGAUUUAUUUAUGCAAAUUUUUGUUAUUUCUAUGUUUUAAAAUUUUAGGCCAGUAUUAUUUAGAUUUUUAUAUAGUUUUUGUUGUUGGCGGAUAAAACUGAAAAUUUACGACAUAAGUAUAAUAGACAAAAUAUUGUAAAGCUAUAAUAGUUUUAUGUUAUAUUCUUUGUGUUUUUUGUUAGAUUAUUAUGCUGAUCUUGUUGUUUUAGGUCCUCCACCGCCUCAGAUGCCAAGUUAUGUUCAGUUUCGACCGAAUUUUCGCCAGAGGCCACCCAUGAGACAACCUCCUCCUAAUGCAUGUCAAGUAAGCAUUUAUUAGCGUUUUCUAUUUUUAGGUAGACGUUUUACUAGCUGAUUUAUGGAAGACGUUGAUGUUAAUAUCUAAAACAAUGUUUUUAGACGAAAAUUGCAUAUUGUUUGAGCUAAAAUAAUUUAUUACUACAAGUCUAAAACACUGUUUUUAAAAUUUUAAGCAUCUAAAAACUAGAUUAACAUUCUUUAUAACUUUUUCCCUUUUAGUUACCAGAAGAGAACCUUUUGUUUGUGGGUAACAUUGAUGAACGAGUGCCGAAUGAUCUCCUACACGCCGUCUUUGAUUGUUGUGGUCCGGUGGAGAAGUGGCAACGCUUGGUUGGGCCAGAUGGACGUUUACCAGCAUUCGGAUUUGUUGGUUAUAAAACACCGGAAAGUGCAAUAUUGUGUUUAAAGGCCAUGCACAACUUUAGGAUUGGCAACAAAACGUUGAACUUGAGGGUGGGUUUUGUGAAUGAUUUCUAUUGGGUUGGGUAUUUAAUAAACUCGCAAAGUUUGUAAGGUUUUUUAACUUUGAUUUUCUUAGCUAUGCCAAACGAUAUAAAUGCGAAACAAGUAUUGUGUUGAAGCUCUUGACCUACUCUAUCUAAUUUUUUAAUAUUUCCUUUUUCAGCCAGACGAAAAGGUCCGCCAAGUCUUAUUUGAUCAUGUACGAAGAGAAAGAGCUCUUCAAAAUCUACCUCGGAAACAAAUUGGCACAGAGUUGGAAAUAGAAGAGUGUGAUAAAGAAAUGAUUGACCAUAUUCAUGAUAAGGCAACAGAAGUGAUUCGAAACACACAUGCUCAUUUACUAGUCAUGGAAGAGGAGAAAGAGGGUAAAAUUUUGAAAAUGUGGUUUUAAGGUUUCAAAAAUACGCCAUUUUUUUCGAAUCAAGAAUUUUAAAAUGCACCAUUCUUUUUGCAUCAGGUAUAUAAACUUGCGCCAUUCUUUUUGCAGCAAGAAUAUUUAAGGCGCGCCGUUCUUUUCGCAUCAAGCUAUUCAAAAAGCGCCAUUCUUUUUGCAUCAAGAGUUUUUAAACGCGCCAUUCUUUUUGAAUCAUGAGUUUUAAAACAGUUUUCAAAAAUUUAAAUUUUAAAAUUUCAGAUAAAGAAAAAUCGCCAGAAGCAACGAGGUCGCGGACCCCGAAAGCGGUAAGUUGUACCUAAUGUCAUGUUAUCUUUAAUACAGUUUUUGGGGGUCUAUUUUUGGUCUUUAUUGGACACGACUGUUGGAUCUGGUAAGUCGAUAAUUUGCCUAAACUUUUGUCUAGAAAUGAUCCAUUCAGGCCUACGGUAACAGUAAGUUUUGGGGCUUCAAACUUUAAAUUUGUUAUUGGGGGUUUUUUCGAAGUUUUUUUUGUCUGAUAUGAGUACUGUAAUAUGAUUUUAGGAGCGUAAAAAGCGAAAAAAGGAGUCAAGAUCGAGGAGGUCAGAGAGCAGGGAGAAGAAACGGUAGGUUUUUGAAAAAAUUUUUUGAAAUUUGAAAAAUAUUCAAGAAAUACUUAAAAAAAUACUAGCUCUAUAACAAUAUGUGUGAAAUAACGUACGUUAACCAUGUCAUUUCAGUUCAAAACGCCAUCGCUCAAGCUCGGAAAGCUCCGCCAAAAGUUCGAGAAGGGCAUCGUCGGUGGAAGUCGGGGAGUCGGACGAUUCAGACGUCGUUCAAGAACGAAAGCUCCGCCGACGCGAACAAAAACGCCGCGAAGAAGAGUACCUAAGACAGCUGAAGAAAUUCGAGGAGAGGGAACGACGAAGAGCCAAGCUAUAUAGUCAUGAAGACGAAGAAGACAUGAUUCUACAGAAAACCAUCCAGAAGGAGGCCAAGAAGCUGGCACAGUUCAUGGAGGAUUACAAUGACGAGCGGGAUGACCCGAAGUAUUAUAAGUAAGAGUUGUAUUAGCACUCAGUUUGGUUAUAAGUAAAGGUUAGAUUAGGUUUCGAAGUAGUUUCUACGAUUUUUGGGUCAAAGGGAGUUUCUCUUGCCUGUACUUGCUUUAAUCUCGGUCCUAUGUCUAGCCCAAGCGCAAAUUUCAGUCCCUUUUUAAAUAGUGAAGUGAGGAUAAUGUUUCAGAUUUUAUAACAUUUAAUGUCAUGUUUUUCAGAAGCUCAUCCUUUUACAAACGGAAACAAGAGUAUGACAGAGAAAAAGAGCUGGACAAACAAGAUCGACAACAAGAAGCCAAAGAGUUGACAGAAAUGAGAGAACACAUGAACAAAGAAGUCAAGAAGGAAGAGGUGGUACAGAAGGUUGAGGUAAAAUAAGUUAAUUGUUUUCUCCCUUACUAAAAGGGUUUAAAAGGACUACUUUGCAUAGAACCGCUAGUACGAAACUUAAUGAACAUUGAUAAUGAAGUCAUUAUGUUUUGUAUAGUUUUUUCACAAGUCACUUGAAUACCUUAAUAUCUAUGACACUUUUAUAAUAAAAUAAUAAAAAAUCAUUCCAGAAAACCGAAGUCAAGCUGAAGAUCGAAGAAGAGGAGGAAACCUUCAAGUAUAGCUUUGUGGAAGACAAAAAACUAACCAAAGUCGACACUCCAGAAACCUCAGGUUCUCAGAACGGACACGAACGAAAGGUGGUAACACAAUUCCAACAAAAAGUCAUUUCACAAACCAUAUCCGUCUUUGGAGACGACGAUAUGGACGAUGAUACUCACGUCAUCAAGAAGAAGAUCAAGAAAUUCGAAAUUACACAUCAGGUAAGGGGAGAUUCUUGGUGUGAUAUGAUGGUUUUGGGCUGGUUAAUAAAAGAAAAUUAAGAUUUUUUUCAUAGUAAAUGACCCAAAAUUUUGUUUUCAGGAAAGAAUGGAGUCCUUAACAAGUGAAGAACGCCGACAAAUGGCCAAAGACCUAAUCAACGACAUCCCCACCGGCAAGGAAGACCUAUUUGCAUACCCAUUGGACUGGGAAAUGGUGGAUCAAAGCCUAGUCGACGAGAAAAUCAAACCCUGGGUCGACAAGAAGAUCAAGGAGUACAUUGGAGAAGAGGAACCAACUCUGGUCAACUUUAUAUGCGACAAAAUCGCGGAACACGGAGAACCUCAACGACUUUUGGGCGAUCUCGCCAUGAUUCUGGAUGAUGAAGCCGAAGCCUUUGUCUUCAAAUUGUGGCGACUUAUCAUCUUCCAAUCAAAGGCCAAACGAAUUGGGUUGAAUGUCAAUAAUCGGUCCUAA
Bursaphelenchus okinawaensis is the source of this 3548-nucleotide messenger RNA. NCBI's taxonomy places the organism in Eukaryota, Metazoa, Nematoda, Chromadorea, Rhabditida, Aphelenchoididae. The record is from the annotation of a GenBank genome assembly.